This is a messenger RNA of Zea mays, 1019 nucleotides long. RefSeq lists its product as uncharacterized. Gene Ontology annotation, molecular function: metal ion binding. The record is from RefSeq and is marked validated. NCBI's taxonomy places the organism in Eukaryota, Viridiplantae, Streptophyta, Magnoliopsida, Poales, Poaceae. The transcript has 2 exons. The coding region runs from base 180 to 668 and encodes 162 amino acids.
CUAGCAAGCUCAAAGAAAACUGAGCUCGUGUGUGGUGAGCAGCGAGUGAGUGAGGGACUGGUGACCAUUUCAAGAACAGCGCCGCAGCAGGGAGCUAAUUCGUUCGUUCAUCGUCGCAUCAUCAGUUUGUGAUCCUUCGCCCCCGUAGCUUCCUGCAACUUCGAGCUCACUAAACAACCAUGGGAGGAGGCACGCUGGAGUACCUGUCGGAUCUGCUAGGCGGCGGCGGCGGCCGGCGCCGGUACAAGAAGAGGAAGCAGUUCCAGACGGUGGAGCUCAAGGUGCGCAUGGACUGCGACGGCUGCGAGAUGAAAGUCAGGAACGCGCUCUCCAGCAUGAAAGGGGUGCACUCCGUGGAGAUCAACCGCAAGCAGUACAAGGUGACGGUGCAGGGGUACGUUGAGCCGCACAAGGUGGUGAAGCGGGUGCAGGCCACGGGGAAGAAGGCCGAGAUCUGGCCCUACGUGCCCUACAGCCUCGUCGCGCACCCUUACGCCGCGCCGGCCUACGACAAGAAGGCGCCGCCGGGCUACGUGCGCAGGGUCGACGCCGUCAUGCCCGUCUCCUCCACCUACGGCGGGCCCGCGGCGGCGGCCGGGCCGCCGCAGGAGGAGCGGCUCGCCACCAUGUUCAGCGACGACAACCCCAACGCGUGCUCCGUCAUGUAAAUUAGAAUUACUUUUUCUUUUCCCCUACACACCACCGUGGGUGCAUGGCGCAGCUCUCUUCGACCACAGAAAAUGUAAACCGUACGUGGAUGCAUGUCAAAACCAUAGAUGAUCGCCUCGGUUGGAUGUCUAUGUCCAUCACAUGUGCUUGUACGUACGUAGCUGUAUGUUGUUGUAUGCUUUGUAUAUUAUUGUUUGAUGGAACCAAAAGAAAGCAUGCAUGCGUGGUAGAGAGAUUUUUCCCAAAAUUAAUUAAAGUUAGUCUUCUUCCUCGCUCCACAUGUGCUGCCGAAUCUUAGCCUACCUUUAAAUUCUGUUAUAAAUUUCAUCUGUAGAGUUGUGUGUUGCAUG